GGACGAAGUGAUAACAAUUUGGUCCAAGUUCGUAAACGACGUGAUAAUUGCUCAUGCAUGACGGUGGGAUGCAAAUAUAUUAGACUUAACAAACGUAUGUGUAAAGUGAUAGGUGAUGAAUAACUUUUAAAAACGCCAAAAAAAUGAAAGCAUAACUGUAGGUGAUUUCGUUUCGGCCGCCAAAAUGGACAUCACCAAACCAGGGACGGAACCGUAUCCCCCAAAAUAUACCCUUUACUUAACUUCUCAUACACCAAAACCAGUUGAAAUUAAUUAAAAACAACAUUGGAGGCCGUUUUUCAUGGGUAUCAGCGUGUAUUGAAGCGCUUAAAGUAAUAUAAGGCCCGUGGUACCGUCCCUGGGUUGAGAUGCGACUCGUGUCAACAUGGGUGUGCUUGGCUGGUGUGUGUGUCAUGGCGGGUUAUAUUUUCCGUGCUGGCGGCGGCGGGAAGCGACUGACGGAGGGAAGGAGGUCGUCUGAGUGAGGUCGUGAUGGCGCGGCGCCCCCUCCUGGUUGUGGUGGUGAUGGUGGUGGUGGGGGUGGAAGGGGGGGGCCGGCGGAGGGGUCCUCUCUCCCCCCCUGAUACCCUUUCCCCCCAGGACACGGCCCCCCUAACACAUCUAGCUGAAGGCCCACACAACUACACACACCCGUCCAGCGGGUCGGCGGCGGACGAGCUGGAGUCGCUGCUGCUGUCCCUGCCGCCGCUGCCCUCCGCGCAUUCCCCGUCCAAGCGUCAGCAGCAGGUGCUGGGCAUCCGCUACCCCCCCGGCGUCGCCACCCCCCAUGCCUGCCCCUUCCAGAACCCCUACAUGUGCCCCGGCUACUGCCCCACUUACUGCCCCCCGCCCGUCCAGCCCCCCCCCCAGCCCCCCAUGGUGUGCCCAACCGUCUGCCCCUCGCAUCGCCCCCCACCUACGCCCUGCCCUCCCUGCCCAACGACCCCGCCAUGCCCCAGCUGCCCCCCCGGUGGCCGCCCCCUCUGCCCACCUGGCCCCCCCGGUUCUAUAGGUCCCCCUGGGCCUCCGUGUUUUGGUCCCCCAGGGUUGCCGGGCCCUCCGGGGCUGGGGUAUCCAGGCCAGCCUGGUCAACCUGGCCCCCCGGGGUCGUGUGUGGGGACGUGUCCCCCGCAACGCCCGAGGGACUGCGGCAACCAGGACCUCAUCAGCAGGAUACUGUAUCUCAUCAGCCAGGGCGGGUGCUGCCACCAGGGCUGCCCGGCGCCCCCACAAGACGAAUGCUACUGGGACUCCGCGCGGCUCUGGCUACUGUUCACGCAAGUUAAGACCAAGAUAGAACUCAUCGCAGAAUUGGACGCACGAAUUGAUCUCCUUGUGGCCGCUGUUUUCCGCAUGCGUCUGGCGGUGGAGCGAGCAUACAACAUGGUAGGGGACACAGGAGCCCCGGGGGAGGAUGGCGACCCCGGGGAGAAGGGCGACGUGGGGCCCACUGGGGAGCCUGGCCACUGCCCCGAGAUGACCUGUUUAGUGGGUCCCGCGGGUCCCCCUGGGCGCCCUGGGGACAAGGGGGAUCAAGGGCCCAAAGGGGAGUGCUGCUAUGGAACCCGGGGGCAGCGCGGACCCAAGGGGCAGUCUGGUAGAGGAUCCACGGGGGUGUCAGGCGUCGCGGGGCACAAGGGACAGAAGGGUGACCCAGGUAGAGUGGUUUGGGCCGCUCCUGACUCGCUCGGGACCUUGGACUGGUGAUCUGCUGCAGUCUGCCUUGUAAGAGUCGCGUUUUCUGGGACUCUUGGUGUUCAAAGAUUGCCCCUGCCUUCUAUAUUUCUGGGGUGUUGGCGUUAGGCUUAGCGCUCCGGCACCGUAGUUCUAAUUCGUGUGUUGUGUUAAGGCCCCGUUCACACUGUGCCGACUCUGGACCACGACAACCCAGCGACUCAGGGCACACGAGGUCUUGGGUGUGGUAUGUUGACGUGGCAGGGUCGCACACACCGUUACCAGGUUAUCGUACUCGAAGCCUCACAUUUUCCUCCUCCUCACCCAUAAGCAUCACCAGGGAACAACACUAAUUAACCAUUAUAACGAUAUAACUACAAAUAUAUAUCGUUGUUAUGACCCAGGAGACAGUUUUGGGGGUGAUAGUCGGGAACCAUGAGAUUAAGUGCGACAGUCUGGCACCAAGGGUCGUACAUGGUCGGAAAGAGGUCUAGAAACGAUCGUAAGAACAUAAGAACAUCGGGAAACUGCAAGAUCGAUGGAUGCGGAGUCGGGACAGUGUGGAGGGGACAUAAAGGUCGGUGGGUUGUCGUGGGUCAGAGUCGGCGGAGUGUGAACCGGUCGUAAGUUGUCGUAAGGUUAAGAAAAUAUAUACUUGUUAUUAAUGAGGUAAUUCUAAGUACGUACGGCAGCUGUCACGAGAGGGUCAGGUCUAUUGGUAUUGUUAAGUGUCUUUGUGUUUUGUAAUAGUAAUGAUGAUGUUGAUUGCUUGUUUGUAAGGUUGAUGUAAAAAAAAUAAACUGAGGGAAGUGAACAAAAUGAA
Eriocheir sinensis (Chinese mitten crab) is the source of this 2497-nucleotide messenger RNA. Its product is annotated as collagen alpha-1(XIII) chain-like. Bases 493 to 1707 code for a protein of 404 amino acids. The record is from RefSeq and is a predicted model, not a curated record. NCBI's taxonomy places the organism in Eukaryota, Metazoa, Arthropoda, Malacostraca, Decapoda, Varunidae. The transcript is spliced from 5 exons.